CCGAACCCCGUCGCUCUUCGCCGGAUUAGAUUAGAACCCAGGUGUGUGAAAGGUGGUGCGGCGUAAGCGUCGGUAGCCAUGUCCGCUGAGGAAGGAGCUGAGGUCGUCGUCGCCGCAGCAGCAGCCCCCGCCGUCGAGGAGGAGCCAGUGGCGGAGGCCCCCGUCGACUCCAAGCCCGUCGAGGAGAAGCCAGGAAAGGAGAAGAGGGUGAGGGCCCCGAAAGCCCCCAAGGAGAAGAAGCCUAAGGGUUCAAAGCCUUCCACACCGUCUCACCCGCCUUAUUUCGAGAUGAUCAAGGAGGCCAUAUUAGCCCUGAACGAGAAGACUGGAUCGAGUGCUUACGCUAUUGCCAAGUUCAUGGAGGAGAAGCACAAGGGAGUGCUGACGCCGAACUACAAGAAGGUCUUGGCUGUCCAAUUAAGGAAUUUUACAGCAAAGGGGAAGCUUGUAAAGGUGAAGGCUUCCUUCAAGCUAGCGGAAGUCGGAAAGAAGGAUGAGAAGAAGAAACAGAAGAAGGACGAGAGGAAGCCUGUGAAGGAGACGAAGAAGCUGAACGAAGCUGCAAGGAGGACAAGGGCUUCUGCUGAUGCCACAAAUAAAGCCACGAAACCUUCUUCCAAGGGGAAGAGAACCGGGGUCAAGAAGGCGAAGAUGGCCGCUGCUCCGAAACCGAAGCAGCCCAAGUCCAUCAGAUCCCCGGCUUCCAAGAAAGCGAGGAAGGCCACCGCUUGAUGAUCCUGUAGAUAGAUAGUUGAUAGGGCUCGGUUGCUGUUACCUUUGUUCAUAGUUUGGGUCGCCGCUUAGUCGACAGAGUUGAUGGUGGUGUGUCAACUUCACCCUCUUGUAAUGCAAUCUUCGUUUCGUCUUGUAUGGUUAAUCAUGCUGCAAUGUUAUGGCAAGUUGAGUUUAUGCUAAACU
Messenger RNA from Musa acuminata subsp. malaccensis (wild Malaysian banana), 918 nucleotides. RefSeq names its product histone H1. The record is from RefSeq and is a predicted model, not a curated record. Gene Ontology annotation, cellular component: nucleus; nucleosome. Gene Ontology annotation, biological process: nucleosome assembly; negative regulation of DNA recombination; chromosome condensation. Gene Ontology annotation, molecular function: double-stranded DNA binding; nucleosomal DNA binding; structural constituent of chromatin. Lineage: Eukaryota; Viridiplantae; Streptophyta; Magnoliopsida; Zingiberales; Musaceae.